Molecule: messenger RNA, 1335 nt
Organism: Haliotis rubra (blacklip abalone)
Lineage: Eukaryota; Metazoa; Mollusca; Gastropoda; Lepetellida; Haliotidae
Product: carbohydrate sulfotransferase 15-like
Exons: 6
Coding region: 298-1281 (327 amino acids)
Biological process (GO): hexose biosynthetic process
Molecular function (GO): N-acetylgalactosamine 4-sulfate 6-O-sulfotransferase activity
Source: RefSeq, a predicted model, not a curated record
AGCUGUUCGUUGUGGCUUGAAUGUGUAUCAUCAUCCGAGGUCGUCUCUAUCAUUUUGGAAUAAAGAUGAGUUAUGAAUUGGAGGAAAUGUGUUGCACACUCAUGUCUACAGAAUGAAUAACAAUGGACAACGUUAGUAUAUUAUUGGGUCUCGAAUGGUCAUCUCGUGGAUAAUGCAUGAUAUUAGAAUAUAUUGCUAAGAGCGGCACAAAACUAAAACCAACUCACUCACCAAGAGGAUGCUGUUGUGCGAAUCAUGCUAUAUGAAUAAGUACCAUCAAUGAAGUGGUAUUAAGAAAUGCUGUGUCUUAUUUUACAGGAAAGUCCCAAAUAUCUGCCGAACUUUAAGAAUCCCUGCUGGUACGCAAUAGAGAAUGGAAAGCUCCAUCUUAAGUGCGUCCCAUACUACCACAUUCUUGGAGUGGCCAAAUCGGGGACCACCGACCUCUCCUACCGCAUACUGGCCCAUGAAGACGUCCUUGGAUGCAAUGAUUGUUACAAACAGAAGGAAAUAUUUUAUUGGAGCCGUUUAAGAUAUGAGGAUACUGUCGCCAUUUUUGGUACUAAGCUGCUCGAGCGGAUUUUACAGCUGGAACACGUGCCUGUAUCCCUCGCCCGAUACAGUCCCAGCAACGUGCUCAAGGGGAUAUGGACUCGUGGUAGGCACGGAAGGUUAUACACUCAGCAUGAAGGAAGCGGGGAGAGCAUGCAACUUCAGCUGCCAUCUACAAAAGUUCACUAUCGCGGCACAAAAGAUAGAACAGAAAGUUACAGAAUCAGGAUACCACAACAUGAUUACAGGUUAUAUUCCGACUACACGAUGUUAGGAGGGAGCUCUGCUGAGGAUUUCCAUGAAGCUGUCAGUGACACUAUUCAGAUCGAGGAGGCCUGCAUGAAGAACCACACUGUGGAACAAUGUCUGUUCAGCCUGGACAUAUCACGAAGACUUCGAACUCGUAUUUAUUUUGGGUGCUAUUCGGUGUAUAUGCGACAGUGGCUGAAGGUGUUUCCGCGAGACCAAUUCCUGAUCUUGCGAACAGAGGACCACAAUAAAGGUCCAAAAGCUCAGCUAAGAAAAGUGUACAACUAUUUGAAACUAAAUUAUACUGAAGAGUGGCUGGCCUCCAUCACGCGUGUCCCUCAUCAAAAUGCCAGUAAGAAGAAGAAAGGAAUGGGACCCAUGCUUCAAAAGACCCGUAUCCUACUGGAUGGAUUUUACAGCAGAUAUAAUCAGGACUUGGCAGAUAUGCUGCAGGACAAGAUGUUUCUGUGGUUGACAUAAUAGUUGCCUUAAAACUUAAUCUUAAUUGUGGGGGAUAUAAAAUACCACACUAAA